CCAGGAGAAGUUAACUCUAAGAAAUGACUCUCCAUCUAUGACCCAGCAUUUAAGACUGUUGAUAAGAGGCCAGGAUCAAGACUGCUUUCAGCUGCAGAGUAUAUUCGGAUCAGAAGAACGCUUAACUAGUAAUUGGGAACUCAAAAUCCGUCCCAAAGAAGAUACUAACAUAUACUUGAUGUUUGCACCUACUCGAAUAACUUGCUUCUUUGCAAAGCUGGAAAUCAAACAGCUGGGGAUUCGAUCACAGCCAGGAAUUAAGUUUACUAUACCAUUGUCCGGCUAUGGAGGAACAAGCAAUAUAACUUUAGAAAAUGUUAAAAAACUGUCAGAUAGUUACAUGGUAACACUGGAUGGAUUGUUGUCUGCAAGAGUAAGGAAAGCUGCUUUCCACAUCCGAAAUACAGGCUCUCGGGCUGCCUAUGUUAAAGCAGUGUGCUUUGCCAACCUACAGACAAAAACAGUUAUGGAUCCUCAGGUGAUGGUGGUAUCUCCAGAAAAGUUUGUACUGAGAGAGGGAACACAUGAAGUGAUUACUAUAACAUGGAAUCCAAUGGAAAAGGAAAAGAACUUGCAUAAAACAAACACAUUGGUAUCAACAGUGUGUUUUUUUUGUGGAGAUGAAGUUUCUAGGCAGCAGUAUCGUAGAGCUAUGAUGUAUAAACCUGAGGUAGAAAAACACAUAAUCCCAGAAAACAGCGUACUGAGAAACAUUGUGUUUGAUGAAGAAUUUCAAGGGGAGCAGCUCGUGACAGAAGUAUGUGAUAUCCCACGGAGGACAAAUGAUAUCCAUCUUUUCUACGCAAAUAUGCGAAAGGUUAUCCUUUCUGUGGUUGGCUAUUCCACUUUUUAUCGGGAUGGAUUUCAGCAGGCUCCUGGAUGUCAUUUGGAGUUGGAUAGGUUUGAGAACUCUGUCAGACAUAUCAAUGCAAGUUUGGAUGUUCUUCCUGUUAAAGGACCUCAGGGUCCUCCAUUACCUGUAAAAACUGAUGAUCUGGUUCAGAACAAAACAGAUGCUCAACAGACUUGGGCUGUUAAACCUGAGUACUUGACUUUGACAUGUCCUUCUAUCAGUGGAACAGCAGACACUGGUCACGUACAAAUUGUCAACUAUUCUAACAGGAUGUUGUCAUUUGAACUUUCAUGGCCAGCUCACUGCCUUACUAUAACCCCACAACAUGGAGCUCUUGAACCAGAGAGCAGUACACUAAUUCUGGUGAGUCCUAAUCCAUCACUUGCCACAAAGCCUUCAUUAAUUCCUUGGAGUGGCCUAGUCUAUAUCCAUUGUGAUAAUGGACAAAAGUUUAUUAAAGUGCAGAUUUGCGAAGCGGUCGCACGGGGUGUGCUGGGAGCAGACUUUCCAUCUAGAAGACACAACGUAUUUAGUCCGCAGUCUGAAAGUCCUGCUGUUCACGUGGCAAAACCUCUCCCAGUGCUGCCUGUAACGAAAAUGGAAAUCAAGAACAGAACCGUUGUUUUUCCAAGAACAAGACCUGGCCGAAGCUCAGGUAAUAUUGCUUACUUAGUAAAUGCAGCUUCUGCAGGCUCUUACGUUGGGAGUUUUGGUUCACUGUAUGGCGUGUCUGGGGACUCGAGUGCCUUGACUUCGUUUUUGUUCUUGUGGUCUG
This is a messenger RNA of Eurypyga helias (sunbittern), 1628 nucleotides long. Its product is annotated as centrosomal protein of 192 kDa-like. Lineage: Eukaryota; Metazoa; Chordata; Aves; Eurypygiformes; Eurypygidae. Gene Ontology annotation, molecular function: protein kinase binding. The annotation marks the transcript as partial. Gene Ontology annotation, biological process: mitotic spindle assembly; protein localization to centrosome; centrosome-templated microtubule nucleation. Gene Ontology annotation, cellular component: pericentriolar material; cytoplasm; centriole. The record is from RefSeq and is a predicted model, not a curated record. The transcript is spliced from 10 exons.